UACCGGACGCAAGAAUCUUGUUGCUCUGAGUGGUCAAACGAAACCACAUUUCGUGAACUCCAGCUCCUCUCUCCCGAACAGCAACCGUUGUCUCCUUAGUUGUGCAAUUCCUGCUGCAAGUUACACUCAUCUUAAUGGAUGAUACCCCCACAAGGAUAAAGAUUAUUCCAGAUCACUUUCAAGUUUCAACUUCGGAUUCAGACUGUUCUGAAAAUAGGACCCCAUCUUCAUCCACAGAACACCUGAGAGUACACGAUUCAUCGAGGUCACAUGACCAUUCUUGGAAUCGGCGAAAACUAAGAAGUGCUGCAUUCAUGUUGAACUUGCUGAGUUUUCGGCGCCUGUCGUGGGGUUCGGGCAGUGAUGGUCAAGAAAAGGUUGUGUUGACUGCUGUGGAAGUAGCAACAUUGCGGUCGGAGAUCGCCAAUCUUGAAGAGCGGGAAGCUCACCUAAGAGCUCAGUUGGAACACAUAGAUGAAAUUCUGCGGUCUGCUCGACUGUCGGGCUAUUUGUACAUUCGAUCCAGGUGGGAAGCUCUACCAGGAGAACCUCCGCCUAUUGACGAUACCGAUGUCGAUGAUUGGCUUCCCCGCUUCGCUGUCCUACAUGGAGAAUGUAUAUAUUUCUACUUAUCAUCUACAGAUAUUAGCCCUCAGGAUUCCACCCUUCUAGCUGACAUUGUUGAAGUGGGUUCUCUGCCGAGCAUUUCCCGCGAAGAUGAAGAUGUAAGAUAUGCAUUCUACAUCUCAACACGUCACGGUCUGCGAUACGAAUGCUCGGGCAUUUCCAAGAUUCAGGUGGACUCUUGGUUAUUGGCGUUGCAGAGUGAUUGCAAGAUGGGAUGUGGAAAUGGAACGUCUGAUUCAAAUAAUGGAAAUAUUAAUGUAAAGUAAUUAAGAAGGAUAAACAAAUUCUGUAGCACAUAGUUGUACAGAACACCACUUUUUUUUCCUCUGCUUGUUUGCAUCAAUUCAUUAUUGAAUACUCC
This is a messenger RNA of Cucurbita moschata (crookneck pumpkin), 988 nucleotides long. RefSeq lists its product as uncharacterized. NCBI's taxonomy places the organism in Eukaryota, Viridiplantae, Streptophyta, Magnoliopsida, Cucurbitales, Cucurbitaceae. The transcript is spliced from 8 exons. The coding region runs from base 135 to 893 and encodes 252 amino acids. The record is from RefSeq and is a predicted model, not a curated record.